Thlaspi arvense is the source of this 1032-nucleotide messenger RNA. Lineage: Eukaryota; Viridiplantae; Streptophyta; Magnoliopsida; Brassicales; Brassicaceae. The record is from the annotation of a GenBank genome assembly.
CUUGGGCCGAUUGGAUAUAAAAAAACGUUAUGGCCCAAACUUUGUAGAUGUCCGGCAAUUUAGGAACGGGAUGAAGUUGCUGCCAUCUGUAAACUGUGUCAUCCGUUUUUGACCCCAAAGAAGUAGGAAAAACGACUAAAAGCUGCUAAACCCUAAAUCUGAUUUCGAUUUCGGCAUUUGGCAAGGACAUGGAUCGAAAAACUGGAGUCGAUGCUCUAUCUCCAACAAGAAACAAGGUAUAUGAUUUCUUGAGCAAAACAUACGCAAUGGUGGACGAUCCUUCGACGGAUUCAAUCAUCUCUUGGGGACCAAACGGCAACAGUUUCAUAGUUUGGAAUCCUGCAGAAUGUUGCAGAGACCUUUUCCCUCGACUCUUGGGGAUCACCGACUUUGCAAGAUUUGCAAGAUUUGACUUUACCAAAAUCGAGACCGGACCACAGUUGGAGUUUACAAGGGAAGGUUUCGUGAGAGGCGAACCAGAACGUUUGGUGCAGAUCGGGGAACGCUACGUGGCUGGCUUGAAGGCGUGCAGGGAUGUGUAUAACAAGAGAAGAGAAGAUCUGCUUGGAAACUGCAAGAACAGGCGGGAAAGGCGGUUAGUCUACAAGGAGAGAAGGGAGAGAUAUGAAAGAGAGAGAGGGGAGAGUAUGGAUAAAUAUUUCGCAGAAGCCAUGGAUAAACUCUUGAAGCGCAUAGCCAAGGAAAGGGAGACAAGGGAAGGAGGAGUUUUGUCCCAAGAUGUGGAGGAUCGAGUGGAGCGUCUUAAGGCUUUGUUCUGAAAUCGGGUUUGGUUUCAUUAUCCUGUUUGAUGUGUCUGUGAGCUUGUUGGAAUUUGUAUCUCUCAGUCACACUCUUGAUAUGUUAGCAAUGGCUUAGACAGUUAAUAAACACACAGAUGGAUUUGUGUUUUGGUAACAAGAGUUUCCAUAAAAGCUGCUAUGCUUUGGCUCUCGUUCUGACUCUGGCUUGCUUUACAAAUCUUCCGGCUAACGCAGAUGAACCGGCUUCGCUCUCUCCUUGGCCAUCAUCUAC